Marmota monax (woodchuck) is the source of this 1092-nucleotide messenger RNA. Its product is annotated as olfactory receptor 2T29-like. The coding region runs from base 130 to 1092 and encodes 320 amino acids. Gene Ontology annotation, cellular component: membrane. Lineage: Eukaryota; Metazoa; Chordata; Mammalia; Rodentia; Sciuridae. Gene Ontology annotation, biological process: G protein-coupled receptor signaling pathway. The transcript has a single exon. Gene Ontology annotation, molecular function: G protein-coupled receptor activity; olfactory receptor activity. The record is from RefSeq and is a predicted model, not a curated record.
UACAGGCUCUGGAACAUCCUCUGGUUGGCACAAUCAGGCUGAUGCACUGGUGUGUGUCAGCUAAGAAGUCACUUCAGCCCUCUGUACAACAUUAACUCAAAGCUUUCUUGGUGGCCAAGGUGGACCCUCAUGGACAUCACCACCUGGAUGACCAACCACACAGGGUGGGCAGAUUUCAUCCUGGUGGGACUCUUCAGGCAAUCUCAACACCCAGCUUUGCUUUGUGUGGUCAUUUUUCUGGUUUUCCUGAUGGCCUUGUCUGGAAAUGCUGUCCUGAUCAUCCUGAUACACUCCAGUGCCAAACUCCACACCCCCAUGUACUUCUUCGUCAGCCAGCUGUCCCUCAUGGACAUGAUGUCCAUCUCCAUCACUGUGCCCAAGAUGCUCCUGGAUCAGGUACUGGGUGUGAGUACCAUCUCCGUCCCUGAAUGUGGGAUACAGAUGUUCCUCUACUUGACACUAGUAGGUUCUGAGUUUUUCCUUCUGGCAGCCAUGGCCUAUGACCACUACAUGGCCAUCUGCCAUCCACUUCGCUAUCCAGUCCUCAUUAACCAUAGAGUGUGUCUCCUCCUGGCAUCUGGCUGCUGGUUCCUGGGAUCAGUGGAUGGCUUCAUGCUGACUCCUGUCACCAUGACCUUCCCAUUCUGCAGAUCCCUGGAGAUCCAGCACUUCUUCUGUGAAGUCCCUGCUGUGAUGAAGCUCUCCUGCUCAGACACCUCGCUCUAUGAGACUCUCAUGUACCUGUGCUGUGUCCUCAUGAUCCUCAUCCCUGUGACAGUCAUUUCAGGCUCCUAUUCCUGCAUCCUCCUCACCAUCCACAGGAUGAACUCAGCAGAGGGCAGGAGGAAGGCCCUGGCCACCUGCUCCUCACACAUGAUGGUGGUCACACUCUUCUAUGGUGCUGCCGUCUACACCUACAUGCUCCCCAGCUCCUACCACACCCCUCAGAAGGACAUGGUGGUGUCUGUGUUUUACACCAUUCUCACCCCUGUGCUGAACCCCUUAAUCUACAGUUUCAGGAACAAGGAUGUCACUGGGGCUCUGAGGAAAAUGUUGAGUAUGGGACCUGUCUUUCAGGAAACAGUAAAGUAG